GCAGUCCCCACUGCGGACACUUGUGGGGUUAAAUGCCCUCACCAGCUGAUAGUCACAAGGUGGCACGACGCAUGCGCAGCGACACCUAGUGACUGGGAUUAGAAAAUGGCGGAAACUCAGUGAACAGAGUGAAAUAUUAACCAGGGACCAUGGAGGGUGAGCACAACGUUACCACAUCGUCGCCAUCUCCAACAACUACAAGCACUUCUGCUUCCCAUCCUCCCCCUAUCUCUGUGUACAGCUCAGACCGCCAUGCUGUGCAGGUUAUUCAACAGACACUAAAUCGUCCUCCUAGCUCUGCGGCCCAAUAUCUUCAGCAAAUGUAUGCAGCCCAACAGCAACAUCUAAUGCUCCAGACAGCAGCACUCCAACAGCAGCAUUUGAGCAGCACACAGCUUCAGAGUUUGGCCUCUGUUCAACAGGCAGGUGUGUCUGGCGACAGACGGUCUGUUUCUCCUUGCGCUGUUAGCCAGCAGUCCUCUGUUCCUCAGUCAUCUCUUAACCUCUCCACUUCACCUCCUCCAACGCAAAUUGUUAGUCGAUCACAAACAUCCAGCACAACAAGCAGCAGUAUUACACAGAAAACAAUGUUACUUGGAAGUACUUCUCCGUCUCUGAGUGCAAGCCAGGCUCAGAUGUAUCUACGAGCCCAGAUGCUUAUUUUCACUCCGGCUGCCACUGUUGCGGCUGUGCAGUCGGACAUUCCUAUGAUCUCGUCAUCUCCAUCUUCAACCUCCAGUCAGUCAUCUGCCACUCAGGUUCAGAAUUUAACACUGCGGAGCCCACCAAUAUUGGAAUUAUCUUGCCCUCAAAACAGUCCUCCAAAAAUAAAUAACCACGAACAGCCCCUCGCCAUGUGUCACAAGACAACCGUCACCAGCUCCAAAACCAUACACACUGACUCUUAUGAGGCAAGCCGUAAAGGAGAAAGUCCUGGAUCAGAAUCCCGCUGCACCGCCGUAACACGCACAACAAGUUUACAUCAGCUGCUUGCGCCAGUAUCCUAUUCAUCAGUCCCGCCACAUUCUUUGGUUAAACACCCAACAAUGCAACUCCAUCCAGAUCCACCAAAGCUGCCACAUCAUCAAAUGAUAUUACAACAGCAGCAGCAGAUACAGCAUCGCCAUCAGAUCCAAACCAUUACCUUACAUAACCCAUCCUUAGAGUCCCCAUCUGCCCAACAGUGUGUGCCAGUCCAGAGCCCAGCAUUUCUGUCCCUUCCCAGCAGUGCUCAUUCACACCAUAGUACCCCAGCCCCUACUCCUCCAUCUCCAACUCUCACACACCCUUCCCAGCAGUCUGUAGUUGUAUCACCAUCUCCAGCACAGUCACCAUGUCAGUCUCCAACUAUAAUUAUUCACCCACAAGCCCUUCUUCAUUCUCAGCCGCCUUUGCUUGUGCAGUCACCACUUCCAUCCAGAGAAAAUACUCAUUUGCACAGCACAUUGCAUCCAUCACCACAGGUGGUUAUUCCAACACAUCAUUCAUCUACAGUAACUCCAGGAAGCGAUACUGGAUCAUCACAUCAACAGAUAAUAGAAUCCACUGCACCGCACUUAAUGUCUCCUAUAGAUCCAGUGCAGUCAACACUCCAGUCCUUGCCACCACCAAUCGCAUCCUCCCCAAAUUUGCCUGCAUCUCCACCUUCACAGCUUCAGUCAUUGCCUUUACAGUCCAUGCAGACCAUAUCGGUACAGCCAGAAAUCUUAACACCAGGCCAGGUUCUGGUGCAGAAUGCAUUACUGACAGAAGAAGAGCUUCCUGCUGCAGAAGCACUUGUUCAGCUGCCUUUCCAGACACUUCCACCACCUCAGACAGUUGCCAUAAACCUGCAUAUACCGCAAGCACCAGUGGAGCCACCAGUGGUUUACCAAGUAGGAAAUUUGUGUUCUGAAGAAGUGCCAAUAGAACAACAAGAAUGUGUACGUGUGAUUACACAGGCCCCCACACCUCCGACGCUAUCUCCCCCUGCGCUUCCUUUAGGAAGUGGAGAGGAGCUUCCUGUAGAUCAUAUCAUGCAAGGUCUCCCUACAGCUGUGUCCUCAGUUAGUGCCUCAGUUAUAAAGUCCCCAUCUGACAAUUCAUAUGCCUCCAUACCAGCACCACCACUGCUUCUACCGGCUGCUACAACUAGAAGCAACAGUACCCAGAAGCCUAACAGCAUUCCAGGCUUGGAUAGCAAGCUUCCUCAAGCCAUAGUGAAACCACAGAUUCUGACCCAUGUCAUUGAGGGAUUUGUCAUUCAAGAAGGCCUAGAACCAUUCCCCGUGAGUCGAUCUUCCCUCCUUGUAGAUGAACCUGCUAAAGGGAAUCUGCCGCUUGAUGAACAGACUAUGAACCUUACUGACAUGGAGUCGGACAUUCAGAGCACAGCCAAGCUUCCGGACAACUCCACUGACUCAGAUGUAGACGAUCUAACAGCUGAGGCAGAAGGUGUCGAUGAGCUGGAAAGUGAACUCUUGCAGUGUGAGUUUUGUGGGAAAUCGGGCUAUCGAAACAAGUUCCUGAGAUCGAAGAGAUUUUGUUCACAGUCAUGUGCAAAAAGGUGUAAUAUAAGCGGUACAAAGCAUCUUGGGCUUUACAAGACUGAUAAAGGCAACAGAUGGAGUAGAAAAUCUGAAGGAAAUCUAGGGCGGCGUGGGAGGCGUCCACACAGCUCUGGAGGCUCAGCACGAGACCACUAUUUAAGACAGCAGCUCUCCUCUUCAUAUGCUGAAGCUUUAGAGGAUCCCAUCCCGGUGCCUAUGACCACUCGUCUGCGGAGGCAAAGUGAGAGAGAGCAGGAGUUGCGUCGUCUUCAGAUAAGGAAAAUAUCUUCGCCAUCUGAGUCCCCACCUGAUACACAGACUGAGCCAUCUCUAUGGACGGUUGAAGAUGUGUGGGCAUUCAUACAUUCAUUACCAGGCUGCCAUGAGAUUGCAGAUGAAUUCAGGACACAGGAAAUUGACGGACAGGCUCUUCUUUUAUUGAAGGAAGAUCAUCUGAUGAGCACCAUGAAUAUUAAGUUGGGACCAGCCCUUAAGAUUUGUGCCCGCAUUAACUCACUAAAGGAAACAUAGUUUACUACAAGGCGGCAUUAACUAAGUGUACAGUGAAGAAAUAGUCUUUGCAAGUAGACAGUCCACGCAUUGGAUAGUUUUGUAGUCAUUUGUUUCUUGAAUCAGUGUAAGCCUGUUCCAUCACUGGACAGUCAAUGGAGAUUUUGAAAGAACCAGCACUUGGUAUUUACAAAGAAAACGCUCAAUACAGCUGAAGGCAGAAACCACAUGGAACAUUUGGUCCCUUAUUUUGCAAAUUGGUCCUCAUUUAUAUAUUUAAUUCCAGUUUUCUUCAAUUUCUAUAACUGGGAACAUGUUGGGUAGUUGAGAUUCUGUAACGUAUUGUUCUGAACAUUUCCCUACAUACUUAACUUCCAUUGUAUGUUUUCUACCACUUGUAUUUUUCUAUCUUACUGAAAGUGAAUCAAGUAUUGCACAGACAGAUCGCCAGUAUUCUUUAUAUCUUAAAAGCUAUGUAAUAUGAAAGCUUUGCGUGAUUUAAUAAGAACUACGGUACUUUCCACAUUGUAUUAUAUAAUACGUCAGUGAUCUUCAGUGUGAAAGCAUUUGUCAUAAUACAAAUAUGCAGCCAAAGUUACUUGGCACUGCAUUGACCUUAAUAAAGAAGCUCUCCACCUCCCAAAGUAUUCAUAGCAUGAUGGGUUUUAUUUAGCUGUUCACUUCAUGAAUAUUAAUGGACAGAAUGAAUGUGGUUUUAAAAAGUAAAGCAAUAUGGCACCUUGCUUUUGUUACAGUAUAAGGAGAAAUCGUUAAGUAUCUUGAAUAUAUGCAAUGAAGGCUAUGUAUACAUAUGAACAUUUCAGAUGUAAGUGACAAAUAUUUAUUACUAUUUGUGUUAACAUGGACUCUGUAGUGUCAACUGAUGUGUCCUUGAAAAACAAAAAGUAAAACAAUUGGAGAAUUAC
Messenger RNA from Hyla sarda, 3964 nucleotides. RefSeq names its product polyhomeotic homolog 3 (gene PHC3). The coding region runs from base 150 to 3059 and encodes 969 amino acids. The record is from RefSeq and is a predicted model, not a curated record. Lineage: Eukaryota; Metazoa; Chordata; Amphibia; Anura; Hylidae. Gene Ontology annotation, molecular function: protein binding; zinc ion binding. Gene Ontology annotation, cellular component: PRC1 complex; nucleus. The transcript is spliced from 15 exons.